AUGGAAAAAUAUCAAAAAUUGUCUUUUCAAUUUAAACAUCAAAAUGGCCGAAAAAUCAUUAAAAAUAUUAAUUAUUUAAUAAUUUUUAUUAUCUCCAUGUUUCUUAUUAUAAUGAUUUGUUCUUCAAUAUACAGGCCUAAUACAAGUAAAAAAGAUUAUGAUUGGGUAGAAAUUACCCAAACAAAAAAAUCAGCAGAUAAAAAUGAAAACAAAAAAUAUUAUGAACAAUGGCUAGAACCUUUAGAUUCUGUCAGAGAAAUGCCGGAAUUUGAUCGUUUUAUUUAUACCAGAACGAUGAACGGAGGACUUGGGAAUCAAAUGUAUCGUUUCGCUAGUCUCUACGCAAUGGGAAAGUUGCUUAACAGAACACCUGUUUACAUUCAUGAUGACUCUACAAUGCAUCAAAUAGAUAAAGAACUAGCUCAUGCUUUCCCUAAUUUUCAUUCAAAAAUUUAUUUUUUGAGGAAAAAUGUGACAGAUAUUCACUCAAUUGCUUUUGCUAAAGAAUGCUGCGAUUAUAAUGAUCCAAAAAUACUUUUGGGUCAAAAUAAAGGGAGAGCGUUAAUGUUAACGGGUGAACCUGUUUUUGAAAAUACUCGAUACUUUAAUCAUAUGCGACCACAAAUCCUUAAAAUAUUUGAAUUUGGCAAAGAACUUGUUUCAAAAGUUACUGCUAUAAAGGAUAAGAUUAUUAGUGAGGAUAAAUCACACAAAAUAUGCAUUCAUACACGUGUAGGUGAUUUUACAGGUAUGGGUGAAUCACAAACUGGCGAGAUAAACAAGGCGCUUAUCCGGAUAAUAAAAAUUUUAAAGAGGCUAUUGAAAAACAAGACUUAUUCAUUGGUACUCUUUGGAACUGACAAAGGGUUUUUGACGACAAUUAAAGCUGAAGAGCCAAUAAGUAAAGUUCACUAUGUUGCCGACUUAAAUCUGUCUCGUGGAGAGGAACUAAACUUUGCUCAACAAAUAUGCGAUUCAUUCCUCGAUACUGCUGAUCUUUCUUCCUUUGCUGCCUGGAUGGGAUAUCUAAUGCCUGAAGAUCGACCAAUUUUCUUCAUAAGAAGAUUUAGGAAAGGCUCUUUAAUAGAUUCAUUAUCAAUGCUGCCUGAAAGUUGGAUUCCUCUAGAUGAAAGUUGGCUCAAAAAUUAA
Messenger RNA from Meloidogyne enterolobii, 1149 nucleotides. The record is from the annotation of a GenBank genome assembly. NCBI's taxonomy places the organism in Eukaryota, Metazoa, Nematoda, Chromadorea, Rhabditida, Meloidogynidae.